AUGCCAAAAAGAAACUCAAGAAGAAACAACAAGGGGAAAGCCUUCACCAGACAAAAUACUGGUAACGAUAAUCCUACAUGGAAAGAAGUUGUCAGGGAAAAUGAAAUAUGGGAAGAGUACUACAAAGCCAUGAAUAUUAUCCCAGAUAACGAAUGGGAUGAUUUCAAAAAGGCAUGCCAAUCGAAUCUUCCGAUGACUUUUAGAAUCACCGGAAGCAGGAAGCAUGCCGAAGAGAUCAGAAACAUCUUUGUUGACAGACAUUACAACAACUUGAAAGGAAAGGAAUAUGAAGGUGUUGAUUUAACUCCCAAAAACAUUGAAUUCUAUCCUGAUAAAUUGGGUUGGCAGAUUGAUGUUAGUAAACAGGUGAUCAAAAAGCAAAAAGAUUUUGCUAAAACGCAGAGAUUUUUAGUAAUCGAGACAGAGGUGGGGAACAUUAGUAGGCAAGAAGCAGUCUCAAUGAUUCCACCUUUGCUCUUGGACGUUAAGCCUGAGCAUUAUGUUUUGGAUAUGUGUGCCGCUCCUGGUUCCAAAACCGCCCAAUUGAUAGAAGCCUUGCAUGCUAAUGACGAGCAACAAUUGCCAACCGGAUUUGUGUUGGCCAAUGAUUCCGACUACAAAAGAAGUCAUAUGUUGGUUCAUCAAGUCAAAAGACUAAACUCCCCCAAUUUUUUGGUCGUCAACCAUGACGCUCAGUUAUUCCCUCGUAUAAGAUUGAACGAACAUAAAGAAUACUUGAAAUUUGAUAGAAUUCUUUGCGAUGUGCCAUGUUCAGGAGAUGGUACAAUGAGAAAAAACAUCAAUAUUUGGAAAGACUUUAGAACGGGUAAUGCCAUUGGUUUACAUCCAUUGCAGUACAACAUUUUGAAUAGAGGAUUACAAUUGUUGAAAAAGGGGGGAAGAUUGGUAUAUUCCACUUGCUCGUUAUCUCCAAUUGAGAACGAAGCUAUAGUUGCAGAAGCUUUAAGGAAGUGGGGGGACAAAAUAAAACUUGUGGAUGUGUCGCACGAGCUUCCAGGGUUGAAAAGACGUCCAGGUAUUUCCAACUGGCCGGUGUUUGGGAAAGAUAUGAAGGUCAAAGAAAAGGGUGAAGAUGGACUCGUUGAUUCGCUAUUUCCUCCAACGAAGGAAGAGGCUGACAGAUUCGGAUUAGAUAAAUGUGUGAGAGUGUAUCCUCAUUUACAAAAUACAGGGGGGUUCUUCAUCACAGUGUUUGAAAAAAAUGACCCAGAUUCUAAUAAAAGACAAGCUGACGAGAGUGAUGUGGAGGUGGAGGUGAAGCAAGACUCAAAAAGACAAAAAACCGAGUCAGAGAGUGGGCAGAUUGUAGAACUGUCGGAUAUAACUACCGAGGAUGCCAACACUACUACUACUACUACUACUUCCACCACCACUACCACCACCACUGCUGCUCCCAGUGAACAACAACCAAAACCACUCGAAAGAAAACUGAGAUUGCCAAGAGAUGCAAAUGAAGAACCAUUUGUGUUCCUUGAUCCUAACAAUGAAGAAUUGAAAAAAUGUUUCCCAUUUUAUGACUUUUCCUCUGCUUUUCCCAGAGACUGCACCCUUGUUCGAAAUGCCACUGGUGAACCAUUGAGAACUGUAUAUUACGUAUCGCCCAUGGUGAAGGAGAUUUUGACUACGGAUGACCAGAAGUUGAAACUAGUCCAUGGUGGUAUCAAGUUAUUUGUCGCACAAAGAAACGACGUUGGAACGUGUCCUUGGAGGGUCCAGACUGAAGCUUUACAUACAAUUGAGCAUUUUAUUGGAACAAAAAGACAUUUGACCUGCAAUUUGGAGCUUUUGAAGUACUUGUUUGUGAACGCGUUCCCUAAAGUGGAAGAGUUGAAACUGUCAGGUUUGGAUGAAGAAUUCUCCAAGAAGUUGGACACCUUGGAAGAGGGUUGUUUAUUCUUGACUGUCAAGCGUGGCGAUGGCUUGGAGGAUUUGUUUUUGCCUCUUUGGAAAGGAAGAGCCAAUGUCAAUUUAAUGGUGAGCAAGAAGGAUACUCAUGAGUUACUCUACCGUGUUUUUGAUAUUGAGACCAGUGCAAAAGAUGAAGGUAAGGAGAGAAUAUAUCAGGAAAAGGUAGAAGCUGAAAAGAAGGCAAGGGCCGAGGCUGCUGCACUGUCUACCGGGCCGGAAAAGGAUGUACAGAAUGCGAUUGAGACAGAAACGCCAGAGACUGAAAAUAAGGAGGAAUCUGAUGAUCAAGAGUAA
Messenger RNA from Lodderomyces theae, 2223 nucleotides. Its product is annotated as tRNA (cytosine-5-)-methyltransferase. The record is from RefSeq and is a predicted model, not a curated record. Gene Ontology annotation, molecular function: tRNA binding; tRNA (cytidine-N5)-methyltransferase activity. The coding region runs from base 1 to 2223 and encodes 740 amino acids. NCBI's taxonomy places the organism in Eukaryota, Fungi, Ascomycota, Pichiomycetes, Serinales, Debaryomycetaceae. The transcript has a single exon. Gene Ontology annotation, biological process: tRNA methylation. Gene Ontology annotation, cellular component: cytoplasm; nucleus.